This is a messenger RNA of Populus nigra (black poplar), 1452 nucleotides long. RefSeq lists its product as uncharacterized. Bases 303 to 1085 code for a protein of 260 amino acids. Lineage: Eukaryota; Viridiplantae; Streptophyta; Magnoliopsida; Malpighiales; Salicaceae. The transcript has a single exon. Gene Ontology annotation, biological process: defense response. The record is from RefSeq and is a predicted model, not a curated record.
AAGUUCUCUCUAAUCAUUUCCCCUCGUUGUAGUGUGUCUCCCACACGCCUAUCUCCGCUGCAAAUCCUUUGCAGCGACCUCCAUGUCUCACCCUUGCUUUCUCUUUCUUGUUUCUAACCUCCACUGAUAAUCCCUUUUUCUACUUUCCUGAUCAAAUACUGACCUUCCAUUUCUCAGAAAAUCUAGAAACUAAGAAAACUAUGAUUUUCACUUUCUUGAUCAAAUCACAACCGCUCAAUCCUUAGGGAAAAAAAUCAAGAAAGAGACCAAAACAGAAACAAGAAAGUUAAAGAGAGACUCACAUGGAGAUGAAGGUUCUAGAAAUCAACUUGAUUUCUGCACAAGGUCUAAAACCGCCAUCUGCUAAUUUACGCCGGAUGCAAACAUACGCCAUCGUUUGGAUUGACCCUUCAACCAAGCUCCGAACCCGAACAGAUCGAGUGGGGUCCGAAAACCCUACCUGGAAUGAUAAAUUCCUCUUCAAAGUCACGCCCGAAUACCUAUCCAGUGAAACCUCAGGUGUCUCCAUCGAAAUAUAUGCCAUCGGUUGCAUCCGUGACGCUCUGAUUGGAACCGUCCGUUUUCUUGUCAGUAAUCUCCCGCUUUCUACCCCAAGUGCCGCGAUUACCAUGCCUUCUUGUAUCGCUCUCCAAAUUCGGCGUCCUUCUGGAAGAUUCCACGGCGUGAUUAAUAUUGGAGCGAGCGUGAUCGACGGCUCUGAUUUCUGGGCAUUGCAUGGAGCAUCGGCGAUUGGAUUUCGUGAUCUUAUGGGAGAGAGUAUCCGUCGGCGGGGGAAGGAGCGACAGCGUGACACGAAGAGCUCAGUCGGCGAGGAUGUUAAUUACUCUUGUGGUGAAUCGGGAGAUUUAUCAGACGGUACUGAUUCAACGACUUCAUCAUCGUCAACAGCAUCAACCGUGUUGAAGGAUUGGAAUAGGGUUGGGGAUUUUGCAGGGACCAAUCUUGUUAGGUCUUCAUCAGACGGUGGAGGUUUGUUGUGUGGGUUGUUGAUGCAGAGGAGGCUCCUUCCUUGUUUGUCUGAACAGAACCUUCAGUCCUUUGGUGAGCCACAGAAGGAGAACUAAUCAUGAUAUUUGAUUAGCGGUCGAGAUUGUUUUCGAGAGAGGUUUGGAGAUUUUGAGUUUCUGAACAAGAGGGUCUAGCUGAAACUGAAGUAGAGCUGUUGCGUGGCAGACAUCCUCCAAGAUGAAUCAAGGCAAAACCGAUCAACGGUGGAGGUCAUCUCUCUCUGGUGCUUUGUUUCUUGAUGCUGUACAUGAUUUUGAAUUUUGUAGCCGUUGCGUAGCGGUUAUAUUUCAAAUAUUUCUGUCUAUUGCUGCUGGUGCUGGUAUUUUGACCUUUUUAAAAAUGAACAGAGGUGGUGUUGGAAUUUGAUUUGUGAGAAACAAUCAGCAAUUGCUAAUUAGUGAUAAUUAGAGACGUUUUUUCACA